UGUCAUUGAUGGCAAUGACACGUGCUCUCCGGGGAGGAUAAUGGACCACACAGUCAAAUAGCCAGAUGUUGCUCUUAACUAAAUUCUGAUAAAUAAGACUGAUGAGACUAUUAGAGCCUAACUAAUAAUGGGACGUUUUCUGGCUGAUCUGUUGCUGCUCCUGUUCAUUUCUUCACGGCAAGUUUGUGGAGUGUCAUUCUAUGGCAAUGGUUACAUUCACCUGGAGACAGCAGAGAGGUCCGUUCAGACAUCAAUCCAUGUUCAGUUUCGGACCUCGAGUCAGUCGGGGCUGCUCUUUCUGGCAGCAGGACAGCAAGACUUCUUACUUUUGGAACUGAUCUCAGGGCGCUUGCAGGUACGGCUGAACCUUGGCUCAGGUGAGCGUUCGCUACGCUCGGAAAGGGGCAUUAACCUCAGCGAUUGGGAGUUGCACACAGUGCAGCUGAACCACACACACAAUAAUGUCAUCAUGGCUGUGGACCAAAAUGCUCACAACAGUAUCAGAAUGCCAGGACCGGAUCUGGAGCUCACUAUUGAGGGCGGGCUCUUUGUUGGGGGUACCACUGGACUGAGUCAUCCCUACCUUUUUAACACCUCAUCUGGGUUUAGAGGUUGCAUGGAUGAAGUUGUCUUCAAUGAACACAAUCUGCUGUCCAACCUUAGGCCGUAUUCUACAUACAAGAAAGUCCAUGAGGUGUCUGUGGGCUGCGAUCCACAGUUUUCGGCUACCGAGGAGGACCCUGUCAGUUUUUCCACCUCUAAAGCCUUUAUCUCUCUCCCGCCAUGGGAGAUGCAUCAAGAGGGGGUGUUUGAGUGUGACCUGCACCCGUCUGCCGAGGAGGAAAAUGGCAUUGUCAUGUUUAGCUCUGGCAACAACGGAGGGUUCGUAUCCAUUGAGAUCCGGGAGGGCCACCUCGUAGUUUCAGUGGGAAAUGGGGGGGUGAGUAAAACUGAGUUGCAUUCUCUGACCAAUGUUCACAACAACCACACCUGGUACUCCAUCCAGCUGCACCUGCUGCCCCAUAGUGUCCAGCUGAAGAUAGGCAAAGAGCUGGUGAGGGCCAGCCUGAAUCAGCAGCUUCAGGUCAUCCAGCUCAAAGGUCCUCUUUACCUGGGAGGACUGGACGAGGAGACUCUGGCAGAAGCGAGACGGGUAGGAUUGCCUUCUGUUCCAUCGGGCGAAAGAGGAGGAGGCUCUUUUCAAGGCUGCCUCCAAGAAAUUAGGGUGAACACUAAACAAACAGGCCUGCCACAUGCCACGGUCACCAAGGACAUCACUGUGGGCUGCAAACCGAGGCAAGUUUCGCAACCAGAGACAAGCACAAGCCCCAAAGGUCUCGCUAAAGUUGAUGUUACAACACAGAAGAUGACCAACAAGAAGAACCCUAAUUUCUUGUUAUUACGAAAGCUGGAGGUAGCAGAGGGAGGCCAGGCGCCACUGGAACCAAAGCACAUGAAGGUGAAUUUGGAUUUCCGCAAACUGGGCAUCCAUCCAUCUCAGUUGAUGUUCCGUGUUGAGGAGCAGCCUGUUCACGGCCAGCUCCAGUUUGACCUCAAAACAGACCAGAAUGGGAUGCCCAAUGAAGGACAGGAGAUGAGCACCGCUGUGGGAACCGAGAAGGGCCAAACUUUCAGUAUGCUGGACCUGUGGCAGGGUCGAGUGAUGUACGUCCACAGUGGUUCGGAGGACCAGGAUGACUUCUUCAUUUUUUCAGUGUUCUCAAGCAACAACAAGGAGCUUCCUAUGUUUCUAAAAGAGAACAAUCACCACCGUCUUAACAUAAGCAUCACUCCUGUCAAUGAUCCUCCGGUGCUUAGCCUGCCCGGAGGAAACAUUUUUACCCUGCUUGAGAAAUCCAGACGACAGUUUACAACCGAUGUUUUGAAAGUCUCAGACCCUGACAGCAGCCCUGAAGAGCUGGUUUUUAGCUCUUUGGGGAACCUUAAUACUGAAGCUGGGUACCUUGAGCAUCAGGACAACCCUGACAGGCCCAUCAACAUGUUCACCCUGAAUGACCUGGAGGAAGAUAAGAUCAGCUUUGUCCACACUGGGGUUUCCGCUUCCAGGCUGGCACUCAGAGUCAGCGACGGGCAGAGAGUGAGCAACACAGUGAUUUUGAGGAUAAUGGCCGUGGCACUCGAACACAAACUCGUGAAUAACACUGGAUUGGAGUUGAACCAGGGCGAGGCCUCUCUCAUUACCACCACUCACCUUGCAGUACAAGUUAACGUGGCUGAAAAUACAGUGGACGUCUGGUAUGAUGUGGUGGAGUUGCCGCAGUACGGCGAAAUCCAAAGGCUACACUCGAGUGGUGACUGGAAACAGACAACAUCCUUCUCUCAGAAACUUCUAGAAAAGGAACGGAUCCGAUAUGUCAGCACCUAUCAUGGUCUUCAGACUCAGAACAAUAUCGUUGAUCAAUUCACAUGCAAAAUCAUCAUCAAUUCAUUGGCCAAAGAUGAGUUAGUAUUCCGCAUAGCUAUACGCUGGAUCCAUUUGAAAUUAACAAGAAGCAAGAUGGAGGUCCAUGGGCUUCAGGCCGCAGUUGUCACUCCGGAGGACCUCCACGUGAUUUCUAAGGGUGUUAAACUCAAUGAGAGUGACCUCUACUUCAGGCUUCUGACUUUACCAAAGAAAGGUCAGCUGUUUCUCAGCAGCAAACCCCUGCAAAGGAACUCAACCUUUAGCCAGAAGAACGUCACAGAUGGUUUGGUAAAGUACGAACUUUUCAACAGGCUCCACGACGACACAAGGGAUUCCUUCAGCUUUCAGGUGUUUUCAGCACAUGCCAGCUCAACGGCUUAUGACUUCAGGAUCAACAUCAAAGCUGAGUCAAACCUCAUCACGCUUGUCAACAAAGGCCUUUCAAUCCUGGAGGGAGCAAGUAAGGUUAUAACGAAAGAUAUUUUGUUCGCUCACAUUGCGAGUAAUCGGGAGGUCCACUACAACAUCACUGUGAGCCCCAGGCAUGGGCAGAUCAGGAAGAUCAACCUCUCCAACUCGACCUCCAUUAAUGACAACAUUGUGACGUUCACAAAUCAGGAUAUAACAGAGGAACGGAUCAUGUAUGUCCACGAUGACAGUGAGACCAAACAGGAUUUCUUCGUCUUCCAGGUUGUGAUUCUCAAAGCGCACAAACAGGCAAACAAGAGGGAGGACAGACACACAGCAGAGCACACCUUCAAUAUAUCUGUGCAACUCGUCAACGAUCAGAGACCUGUCAGGGUGGUCGACAAGGUUUUCCAUGUGGCUCGAGAUGGCCAACGGUUGGUUACAUUGAGUGAUCUUUGUUAUCACGACGAUGAUUCGGAUUUCGAGGACAGCUGGCUGGUGUACACCCGGAGGGGGAUUCCUAUGGGAGAGCUGGUGCAGGCCAGCGAUCCAAGUCAAAGGCUGUACGAGUUCACACAGCGAGACCUUGAGCAGAAAAAGGUGUUGUUCAUCCACAGCGGGGUGAGUUUUGGUCGUUUUGUGCUGUUCGUAACAGAUGGAAAACAUUAUGUUUCAGCCCUGCUGGAGGUCAUGGCUCAGGAUCCUUACCUGAAGGUGGAGAACAACACGGGUCUCAUGGUCCAGCAAAGUGGAAUUAUAGCUUUGACUUCCGCUAACCUCAGCGUCUUCAGCAACCUUGACAUCCGAAACCCCCAGGAAGUUACAUUUGAAGUCUUCAUUCCACCGAAACACGGUGUGAUCUGCUUCAGUGAUGGACAGGGGGAGACAAUAAUAGGAACCGAUGCGAUUUCAGUUUUCACCCAGCGAGACCUGGAGGCAGGCCGUCUGGCGUAUCAUCACAGUGGAGGCGACGAGUUGUCAGACGUUUUCAAUGUGACCGCCAGAGCAAGAGAAAGGAGCACAGGAAAGCACCUGGAAAGAGGGAGAAGGGACGUGCAUUUGGAUAUUGGAGUGUCAGUAAAAAUAUACCUCGAGAGUCAUCACAGGCCACCAACUGUCAAAACAAAUAACCCUGUAGUGGUGGAAGAGGGACAGAAUGUUUCUAUAAGCAGGGACAAUUUGGAGGUUGUCCAUGAGGACAGCCAACCCUCAGAGAUAGUUUUUACUAUACAUAGUCCUCCCUCGCUGGGCACCAUUCAAAGAUUAACCGCCAACAAUACACAUUACCAGGCUGCCGGGCAGGAGGCCACCACCUCCUUCUCCCAGGAAGAUGUCAACCAGGGGUUUCUGGUAUACCACCAGCAGGCUGCCAGAGGCACCAAUGACUCCAUUGAGAUGGAGGCGACCAAUGGGGUGACAAAGGUUGGACCUAUCAGGCUAGAGAUUGACAUCAUACCGCUUCUUCUUCCUCUGCAGCUAUCUGACCUGACCCUUGAUGAGGGGUCGUCAGUGCCUCUCACGGCUGACAUCAUUAAGGUCGCCAGUCAUCACUUCUCGGGGAUGAACUUCCUGUACCAGGUCAUUGUUCCGCCGAGAUUUGGACACUUGGAGCACAGCCGCAUCCCAGGAAUGCCCAUCAACGCUUUCACUCACACCGAGGUGGAACGGGAAUACAUCUCCUAUGUCCACGAUGGCAGUGAAACACUGAGGGACAACUUCACCAUUGUUGGCAACCAGACUGAAUUAAAGAAGCACAGCCUGCCAUGCACUGUUCACAUCAACAUCACCCCUGUCAACGACGAGACUCCAGUAAUUACCAGCAAUAAGGGUCUUAAGGUAUGGGUGGGUUCUGUAACGGAAAUAACCAUGAGUGACCUGUGUGCUGAGGAUGCCGAUACUCCACCUGAGGAUCUGGAGUUUGUGGUCACACCACCCAGCAAUGGCCACCUAGCUCUGAAGAGUGCCCCCUCCAGGCACAUCCUGAACUUUACCCAAAGUCACAUACAAAACAAGCAACUCCUGUUUGUUCACAGUGGGGCCUUAUCGGGGGGUUUUCAUUUCCAAGUGAACGACGGCGUAAACUUUGCUCCUCGGCAGAUCUUCAGCACUUCAGCUCACACUGUUGUCCUCACUCUGCAGAGAAACCACCCCAUGGAGGUUUAUCCAGGCUCUGUCACACCAAUCACAGAGGAGGAACUGAAGGUUGUAACCAACAAUAUCAGUGACAUCAGGAGAAACCAGUCUGUGGUUUUUGCAGUGACUGCUCCUCCUAAACUUGGCCGCCUGAUCCGUCGAAUGCCCGAUAACUCUUCCAGAAGCAUUUCCACAUUCACACAGGCCAUGGUCAGGGAUGGGGUUAUCCUGUAUGAUCAGAACAAACCACAGUCAGUGGGGUGGUCUGCUGCAGACUCCUUUUCUUUCACCGUAUCAUCUCCUCCGGCCUUCCUUCCAACGCACACUUUCAGCAUCUUAAUCUCCUACCAAGCCAACGAACAUCAAGACAGCCGCCAUAGCAAGACCAGGCUGCUGAACAAUGCAGGUGCUGUUGUGGCCGAGGGAGGCAGAGUAACAAUAGACAGGUCUAAGCUCGAUGCCUCUAAUCUCUUGGGGAAAGUUCCAGAGUCCCACCGGAAAGACCACCACAUCAUGUACCGAGUGAUAAAUCAUCCCCGACAUGGAGCUCUGACCAUACGGGGACACAACCUCACGAGGAACCACCCAGACUUCUCACAGGCUACUCUGAACAAGUUUGGCAUCACAUACAUCCACGAUGACUCGGAGACCACGAGCGACAGCUUCACUUUCCGGGCCUGGGUGGCUCCUUCAGACCUAUCCUCCUCUUCAUCCUCCUCCUCAUCGUCAUCCUUGUCUGCUUAUUCCUCCGAUUCCUCCAACUCUUAUUCCCCUCGCUACUCAUCUUUACCAUCAUCUUCCUUCUCGUCCCUUGAUGCUGUCUCUCAUCGCCACCGUGACAAAGAAAGCGUGGCCGUGACAGAGAUGUUCAACAUCACAGUGACACCCGUGAAUGACCAUCCACCGCUAAUCAGGAGCAGAGCCCCGAGUAUGAAAGUUGUGAUUGGAGAAAGAGUCGUAAUUGGACCUGACAGUCUCCAGGUUGAUGAUCAUGACACGCCCCCAGAAGAACUGCACUAUCUUGUGAUCAGUAAACCCAACAAUGGCUACCUGACGUUGGGAGAAAGGCCAGAAACUGUGACCUCCUUCACCCAGUAUGAUGUCAACCACGGCCGCCUGCAUUUCAUACAACAGGGCGACCCCUCAACAGGAGUGUUCUACUUCAACGUUACUGAUGGCCAUCAUCGUCCUCUCUAUAAGCUUUUUAGUUUGGAGGUGAUCAAACCCUCUGUGUCUAUUGUAAACAACACUGGCCUGUCACUGGUUCAAGGCCGCACCGCAGUGGUCCUGACAACCAACCAGCUCGCGGCCCAGACCAAUGGUCAAACCCAGGGGAACAUCUUGUACACUGUUACCUCACACCCUCGCCACGGCCGUAUCGCCAUCGACGACAAGGAGGUGAGCACUUUCCGGCACGAGGAUCUCCAGUUCGGUCGAGUUGUGUACCACAUGACUGACCUCAGUGAAUCGGAGGACACUUUCAAGAUCUCGGUGUCGGCUUCGUCCCCUGGCGUCGACUACGGCAACGUUACGGGGCAGACGGUGAACGUGACAGUGCAGCCCCUGGUCUACCUCAGAGAGCCAGUGAAAGUCCCCAGCGGAAUUGCUGUUAAACUGGGGAAAGCCAUGAUCGACGCCUCUCAGCUGGCCCGGAUCAGUCGGGUUGACCCGGUCUUUGAGGUUCUCUCACCGCCGAAACACGGAAAAUUAGUGAAGAUAACUUAUGACCCUAACCUACCGUCGGAGGUCCUGAAGUCUUUCACAUUCAGAGAUGUGGUGCAAGGCCGCGUUGCCAUCGAGGAGACGCUCAGUGAUGGCGAUGAAUCCACACUGGCCACGGCCAGGGGCCACGCGCCGGCCACACCCCUCAACGAUUCUUUCGUCUUCCUGGUAAAGGCCGGGAAUGUCCAGCCGGCUAAGGGCGAGCUCCACUUCACCAUCUUUCCCCACCACCUGAUGCGCCACGGCAGUCCCGAUCAACCCGGCACCCGCUUCCGAACGCACAACAGGACCGCCACGGGCCACGGGCACGGCGGGUCGGCCGCGCACGGCGCAGGCGGGGACAGCGGGCACCCCCACAUUUUGUCCAACAAAAACCAAAACAAAACGCACCGCAAGGUGAGGCCACACAACCGGUGGGGAAACCGCACGCGCGGUGGGAGUCAGGAAGGAAAACCGGGCAUCAGCGCAGAGGGAUCCGGAGAGGGUCACGGCCACGCCCCACAGCCCCCACCUCCCCCUAACCCAGACCCCCACGGCCCGGUGAGUCCUCCUAACACCGAGCCGGUUCACGUGGAGAUCCUCCCUCGCCCGGCCUCCGACCCGCUCCUCAUCAUUUUGCCACUCUUGGCCUGCUUGCUCCUCAUCAUCAUCCUGGUGGUUCUGAUUCUGGUGUUCCGACACCGCAAAGAGAAACAGGCCCGGCAGCGGCUCAUGCACGAACUGGCCGCUGUGCAGUUACCGGCCGACGACAGUCCCUACCUGGGCCGACCGGAGCGGAGCAUGGCCAUGCCCUCGGUGCUGGUCACCCCACUCGGCUCCGCGAGCUGCCCGACGUCCCCCAGAAUACCCAUGACUCCAAGGAGGAGCUUGGCCCCUGGGAUGACCUUCUGGGGGCCGUUUGAAUCGGAUUUAGCAGGCGGUGAUGGGAAUAUCAGAGGUUUCAAUAGCAGCGAAAGAGAUAGUAUAACUUAUCGUAACGCACUCCCUGUUUCCCCGGGAAGUUUCAAGACCCCUCGGAGAUCUAGGCCCCCUAAUCUGAGUCUAAAAGAGAACCAGUACUGGGUGUGAGAGAAGGAAAAAAAAAGAAUAAACCGUGCCUUUGAGAUGUUGUGGUCACAGAGGGUUCACUGUAUGUACACUUUGAAGGGACAUAUGGGGUAAUCUUUGGCACCUAUGAUGUGAAAUGCCAUUGUCGUCAUUAAAAAUCUAUUUUCUGCAACUAAUUUUAACAUAACACAACUUUGCCGCAGUUUGUAUUUAUAGACCAUUAAUCCAUCUUUGUAUCUGAGAGACAUGAAAUGCUUUUUUCACUGUUUCUCCAGAUUACAGUGUAUAUUGGAAAACUACAAUGAUGACUAAAUUAUUCCUGUUUAAGAAGAUGGCUGAAUGACAUGUAUGAAUAGUAUUAUGUUUAUGAAUAAGAUUAUAUUUUUGAAGAAAUGCUGGAUGGGAGAUUGAAAUGUACUGUGGAAGGGGGCAUGGUCCUUUUACAUUUAUAACUAUGAAUUUUUAUUAGCAUGGACCUCAUUUAGUUGAGUAAGUGGUAAGAGAACCUCUCAUUUUGAACCUUUCUCAGAUUUGAAUUGUUACUUCAUCCAAAACGUAUGUCAGCAGUAGAUAAUUUUACAAUAAAUACAAAUUCAGGUACUGUAAGCUUCUAAGUCCAUGUAUUCAAUGUACUGUCAACCCUUAUGCAAGCAAGUGUUAUAAGCUGUUUUGUACUUUUACGUGUCCUUUGUCUUAUUUUGUCACCACUAAAUGCCCUGAAAAUGGUACAUAACUCCUUUUAAAGAGUUUAAAAAACUAUUAAUAAUUUACUGUGAGCUGUAGCUUCCUUUAUUUGCCACUUUUGAACUCUUAUGUACUAUUUGCUGUUUGUUGAUAUGUGAAGAGA
Messenger RNA from Menidia menidia (Atlantic silverside), 8582 nucleotides. The record is from the annotation of a GenBank genome assembly. Lineage: Eukaryota; Metazoa; Chordata; Actinopteri; Atheriniformes; Atherinopsidae.